AUGCUCUCGGUAACCUCUUCCCGCGCUUUGGUGGCGCUACUCAUGGGCCUGAUCAUGGUAACCCAGGUCUUUGCCAGCCCUGUAUCAAACGCCCCAUCUUCGUCUGUUCAUAGUCGCUCUGAGGAAAACCUGCAAGGCCCAGAAUACCCACAUAUCUCAAGCUCUGGUUCUCCCACGACCAAACAUGACAAUCGCCGAUACGAACUGGGAAAAAGGGAAAACUCUUCUGCAACGUCAAUAGCCAGAGCUGGGCUUCAGCAGCAGAGUCGGGAAUCUUCUUUGGAAGGUCCAUGCUCGGGUGGAGCCACCAUCCUUAUGCGAUCUACUGUGGCUGCCAACGAGUAG
Drepanopeziza brunnea f. sp. 'multigermtubi' MB_m1 is the source of this 345-nucleotide messenger RNA. RefSeq lists its product as uncharacterized. Lineage: Eukaryota; Fungi; Ascomycota; Leotiomycetes; Helotiales; Drepanopezizaceae. The record is from RefSeq and is a predicted model, not a curated record.